Molecule: messenger RNA, 2467 nt
Organism: Culex pipiens pallens (northern house mosquito)
Lineage: Eukaryota; Metazoa; Arthropoda; Insecta; Diptera; Culicidae
Gene: Septin1
Product: septin-1
Exons: 4
Coding region: 588-1688 (366 amino acids)
Biological process (GO): regulation of exocytosis; cytoskeleton-dependent cytokinesis; cell division
Cellular component (GO): cell division site; septin ring; synaptic vesicle
Molecular function (GO): molecular adaptor activity; GTP binding; GTPase activity
Source: RefSeq, a predicted model, not a curated record
GCCGUUCGUUCGCCGUGUCAGUUUGUGUUGGGUGGCGCAUCAGACAGCAGCAAGAGCAAGCAGGCAGUGCGUGUGUGCGUUUUUUGGCUUCUUGUUUUCUUCUCCACCCGCAGCAGCACCAGAUUUCCAGCAAAGUGGCGUUCGUGUGUGUGGCUGCGUACAGUGUGUGUGUGCUCGAAUCUGUUUAGCUGCUGAUCAUCAUCACUCAUUUUCGGUUUUCUCGAGUUAAUUCGAAGCCCCCCUCUGCAAUUUCCAGUGUAAUUAUUGGUGUUAAUUCGAUAAGCGGAAUGUUUUGAGGUGGGAAAAGUGGUUGAAGAGGUGCAGAAGACAAUCGUUAGCAAUUUAGCCCAAAAAAAAUCUGCAAACUCUUGCCAAAAAGUUCGCGGCAGAGAGAAGGGGUUUGUGAAUCAAUUUUUGGACACCCAAAAGUCGUCGCCUGCUACCAAUGAUUUGCUGACAAUCGGCAAACGACAACAACAACAAAAACCUUUGCUGGAGGAGGAGACGCAAUCCCCAACCAGCCAGAAAGAAACAAAACUCAGGAAAAACCUUUGCAGAAGCAGCAGCAGGGCGAGGACAGCGGCAAAAUGUCGACGGAUUCGGGAAAGAAUUUCUCAAAUGUGGAAACGUCGGGUUACGUGGGCUUUGCCAACCUGCCCAACCAGGUGCACCGCAAGUCGGUCAAGAAGGGCUUCGAGUUCACGCUGAUGGUGGUCGGAGAGUCCGGCCUUGGGAAGUCCACACUGGUCAACAGUCUGUUCCUCAGCGAUCUCUAUCCGGAGCGGGUCGUGCCGGAUGCGAUCGAGAAGCAGCAUCAGACGGUGAAGCUGGACGCGUCCACCGUGGAGAUUGAGGAACGGGGCGUCAAGCUGCGGUUAACCGUGGUGGACACGCCCGGCUUUGGCGACGCCAUCGACAACAGUGACAGCUUCAGCGCCAUCCUCGAGUACAUCGACGAGCAGUACGAGCGAUUCUUGCGCGAUGAGAGCGGGCUCAACCGGAGGAACAUCGUCGACAACAGGAUACACUGCUGCUUUUACUUCAUUUCACCGUUUGGCCAUGGCUUGAAACCCCUCGACAUUGAGUUCAUGAAGAAGCUGCACUGCAAGGUGAACAUCGUGCCGGUGAUCGCCAAGGCGGACGUGCUGACGAAGAAGGAAAUCCAGCGCCUCAAGUGCCGCAUCCUGCAGGAGAUCGAGGACAACGGGAUCAAAAUCUACCCACUGCCAGAUUGUGAUAGCGACGAAGACGAGGACUACAAGGAGCAGGUGCGACAGCUGAAGGAGGCGGUACCGUUUGCAGUGUGCGGCUCGACGACGCUGCUGGAGGUGAAGGGCCGGAAGGUGCGCGGCCGGCUGUACCCGUGGGGCGUGGUGGAGGUGGAGAACCCGGAGCACUGUGACUUUAUCAAGCUGAGGACGAUGUUGAUCACCCACAUGCAGGACCUGCAGGAGGUGACGCAGGAGGUGCACUACGAAAACUACCGCUCCGAGCGGCUGGCCAAGUCCGUCCGCAAGAACACCAACUCGAUCAGCAGCAAGGACGACGGCGGCGGCGGCGCCAUGAACGGUGCCACCGAGGCAGCGUUCACCGAGAAGGACCGGAUCUUGCGCGAAAAGGAGGAGGAGAUCCGGCGCAUGCAGGAAAAGCUCGCCCAGAUGCAGGCCAAGAUCCAGGCGCAGAAAUAAAGGUUACCACCGCGGGCAAAGUGACAAUGGAGGCGGGAAAUUUUAAUCUAGAUCGAGGGGAAGGGAGGGAGGGGGAGAAGGAGACACGGGGAACAUGCCAACCAAGGACCAUGACAAGAAUUACUCACCACACCACAGAUCGUCACUUCCCAUUCCUAGAAGAGAGCACAACUCGAUGCAUGUCAAGAUGUAGAUUAAUAUUUUUGUAACCGAUUGUCGAUUUUGCUAAAAGUGUAAGGCAUGACCAAUAAAAAAAUCAUGAUGUGUGUAAAAAGCAAAACUCUAAACGCUCAUUUUUGGGAAACUUCUUAACAAGCUUCAGCGUUUCAAUGUUCUAUUGUUGAACUAAAUCACGCAAAAACACAUAAUAAAGAUCAAUUUUUGGCUAGCAGAACAACGAGUACAAAAUUUGUCAUCUGCCACAAAAUUUGUCGUCACACAAAGCAAAAAAAAAACCAUCAAAAGCAGAGCAGUUUCUUUUUGUUCCUGUUUAAAUGUGCUUUUUCUAGGUUUUGGCAGCAGCUUGUGCUUGCUCGUGAAAACGAAAUAAAAAAAAACUAAAGUCAGGUUUGAGUGCCAUCAUCAUCAUCUGUGUCUGUCCGAAGCAAACAAAUUUCAACGAAUCUCUGUCUCAUUUUUGGCUGAGCACUUCGCUAUAUCGAUUCAUUCAUUAAGUUUAGAGUACGAACUAAGGAAGCAAUACUAUGUUGGCACACGGGAAAGAUAAAAUCGGGAAAAGUUUUAUUUUUUGAUAGCUUUUUUACGAACGAUAAGAAGUA